Molecule: messenger RNA, 1806 nt
Organism: Cynara cardunculus var. scolymus (artichoke)
Lineage: Eukaryota; Viridiplantae; Streptophyta; Magnoliopsida; Asterales; Asteraceae
Product: nodulation protein H-like
Exons: 6
Coding region: 429-1457 (342 amino acids)
Molecular function (GO): sulfotransferase activity
Source: RefSeq, a predicted model, not a curated record
CAAAUCCAUUCACUCAUUCAAAGCACGCGCAAUUGCAGUGAGUGGGUGCAGAGUUCUUGUGAAAUUAUAUUCGAUUUCGUCAUGAUCUGGGUAAUGCAAUUUCAUCAUUAAUUACGUAGUUGCUUUAUAGAAAUUUUAUAGAUCAGAGAGCAAAUUAAUUACACCCCUAUUUUAAUAAUCUGGAGCUAAAAGCCAGAUACCCAGCUGUGUUUUUUUGCCUUUCUUUCCCCCCUUCGAUCUUCACUAGGAGGAGAGAGCGUUGUUUAUUUCGUCUAGGGUUCUUCCUCUCUUUCUCUCUCUGAAAAUAUUUAUAUUUUAAGGAAUCGCCAUUAACGACGAAAGAGAAGAGGUGAAGAACUCACUAGUAUCUAAGACUCUGUGAGCUCUGCAUCGUAAGAUCCUGAUUUUAUUUCUUUUCGGGAUCAUUAAUGGCGGAACUGCUUUGCUCCUUCAAUAAGGACUCUCUUACAAUCAAACCUCUAAAAAAGUCUUCAUUGGUGUUGAGAUUGAUGCUAUCAGCAAUUGCAAUGGUGUGUGGUAUUUAUAUAUGUUCUAUAUGUUUAAAGCAAAUGAACCUGCAAAACAAGAGCAAGUUUUUAUUGUUUGAGGACUUCAAGAGGCCCUGUUACGACACCAUUAUCGAUCGUUCUCAAAUCCCUUAUUUGCAUUACCCAAAACCAAAAACUUUCAACAGGUCUGAAUGUGCUGGAAAUCCCGUUCGUUUGUUUGCAAUUGUAUCUAUGCAAAGAUCGGGAAGCGGAUGGUUUGAGACUUUUUUGAAUAGUCAUUUAAACAUAAGCUCGAAUGGUGAGAUUUUCGGGCCAAAGUUUAGGAGGAAUAAUGUUUCGUCCGUUAUUCAAACGUUGGAUAGAGUUUACAAUUUGGAUUGGUUUACUAGUUCUUCCAAGAAUGAGUGUUCGGCUGCAAUUGGUUUCAAAUGGAUGCUUAAUCAGGGAUUGAUGCAAUAUCCUAAAGAGAUUGAACAAUACUUCAAUGAUAGGGGUGUUAAUGUAAUUUUCCUCUUACGAAGAAAUGUGUUGCGUAGAUUGGUUUCGAUGCUAGCAAAUUCCUUCGAUAAAGAUGCUAAGCUUCUAAACGGAGUCCAUGUUUCUCAUGUACACUCACCCGAGGAGGCUGAUUUACUUUCAAAAUACAAGCCUGAACUCAACAUAACAUCGUUGAAAUCGGAUUUAAGAGGGAUGGAAUCGACAGCCGAGAAGGCACUCAACUACUUCAAUAGCACUAGACACAUCAUAAUAUACUACGAAGAUCUCAUGAAAGAUCCCUCUAAACUAAUAGAAGUCGAAGAUUUUCUAAAGCUGCCACGAAUGAAUUUGACCAGCCAGCAGGUCAAGAUACACAAAGGAUCUUUAUCAGAACACAUCAAGAACUGGGAAGAAGUCAACAAGACUCUCACUGGUACAACUUAUGAGAAAUUUCUUCAAGCUGAUUAUUAGAAUGAACCCAUAUGUAAAUAACCUCUGUUACAACUAAUCAAAAACCCAUAGAAAACCGAGAUACCAAAAAUGGCGGGUUUUUUUUUCCUCUUCGUAUAGUCUUGUUUCUUUCGAGAUUUCCAUUAGGUUAUACGUUUCUUGAUGAAUUUAGGGGUGUUUUAGGGUUUUUGUUUAGGAAGAUUUUGAGAAAGUUUUAGUAGGGUAGGAAAAUUUUAGGGGUUAGAAUUUAGAUCUUUGAGAUAUAGAGAUACAUGUAUCAAAGUCUAUUUGACAAUGAACAUCUUAGUUCUAUUUGGGUUUUAAAGAUUAUCUUGUUAUAAUCUUUUGAAGUUUAUGCACUUAAACUUCA